Molecule: messenger RNA, 2175 nt
Organism: Verticillium dahliae VdLs.17
Lineage: Eukaryota; Fungi; Ascomycota; Sordariomycetes; Glomerellales; Plectosphaerellaceae
Product: annexin ANXC4
Exons: 2
Coding region: 1-2175 (724 amino acids)
Cellular component (GO): cytoplasm
Molecular function (GO): calcium ion binding; calcium-dependent phospholipid binding
Source: RefSeq, a predicted model, not a curated record
AUGUCUCUCCAGGUCGACGAUCGCGGGAGACGGACUCGCUCCCGUUCACCGGGCCGUCGAGAGCGCAGUCGCAGCCCGGCCGUGCCGCACGUAAUGGAGGCACGCGAGCCGAGCUACGCGUACCCCGAGGACGAUCUCGACGAGCGCGACCGAUAUGCGCUCGCGCGGCGCGCCGACCAAGCAGCGCCCGAACCUCCCGGUGCCUUUCCAGGCGCACCUGGUGUCUCUUCCGCUGGCGGCAUCCCCUACCCUGAAGACGAGAGCCUCUUCCCCGGGAGCCGCUCCAUGUACGGCUACGACAACCGCGCACCAGCGUCCCCCGGCUAUGGCCGCCCCGUCUCACCCGCAGCAGCUGGUGGUCCUGGCAGCUACUAUCCCGAUGCCCGCAACCCUCGUGACCGGCCCGAGGAGCCUCGCAUCCGCACGGCUGAGCCCAGGGACAGCAGGGAUUCACGACCCAUUGACGACGACAAGCUCAAGUACCUGCCUCAAAAAUACGCCCGCCCCAGCAGCCGCGCAGGCCCUGAUGAUCGCGACCGCGACCAGCGUACUUCCCGCGCCACGUCGCCGCGACCCUCUUCCCCUCCUAGUCAAUACAAGUACGCCGAGCCGCCGCAAUACCAGUACGGCCAGGUUGACGACAAGAGCCAACGCGGCUAUGAGAAGCGCAAGGAUGAGGACGACUUGACCUACGGCGUGGACCCAUACGGACGUCGAGACGCAAGCCCCAAUCCGGCCACCAGAUACUCUCAGGCCCCGCCGUCUCCUGGGCCGUCACGGCAGAAGCAGUAUUACGGCGAGUCCAGGAGCGACACGUCGAGCAACGUUCUGACCGUCGAACCUGGCGGCGGUGAUCGCCGAAGCGGCCGCCGCGACAGGUCACCUCAGCCGCCGCACCAGCGCAUGUCUUCUCUGUCCGUCAACAACGCCCAUGCUCCUGCUGCGGGCAUGACUCUAGCUGCCGCUCCUGGGUCACCCCUCCUCGAAUCCUACCGUGGCACCUACCAAGACAUGUCGCCAAUGCCGUCGCCUCUGCUGCUUGCUUCCAACGCCGGGCCGAACGUGAUGGAGCCCCUCUCGCCCCUUGGCUCGGAUGACGAGCGCGGCACGCGGAGACGCCGUGCCCGUUUCCAUGACGAUCCCGAAGAUAACGCGACUCGCCUGGCCAACGCACUCAAGGGCACGAAGAAGGAUAGCGCGCCCGACACGAACCCUCUGAUCGAAAUUUUGCCCGGCCUGAGCCACGAGCAGAUUAUGGAGCUGAGGACCGAGUACAAAUCGAUUGUCAAGACGGGCGCCGAUCGCAAGGGCGUCAACAUUGCCAAGCAUAUCCGCUCACGCCUCAAGGACGCUGACCCGAGCUUGAUGAAGGCGUGUUAUGCUGUGGCCCUUGGCCGCUGGGAAAGCGAGGCCUACUGGGCGAACUUUUGGUAUCAGGGCGACAAGACGCGGCGGGAGUUGCUGAUUGAGAGCUUGAUGGGUCGUUCCAAUGACGAAAUCCGUCUGAUCAAGGACUCUUUCAGCGAUAAGAAGUACGACAAUAGCCUGACAAAGUGUAUGAAGACGGAGCUCAAGGAGGACAAGUUCAAGAAGGCCGUUCUCAUGGUCCUCGACGAGCGCCGCAUGGACGACGUCGAUCAAUACGGUCGACGUUUGCCUCUGGACUUCCACCUCGUGGACCAGGAUGUCGACGAUUUACGCCGUGCAGUCAAGAGCGUUAAAGGCGGCGAGUCCCUCAUGAUCGGCAUUGUUGUGCAGCGCAGCGACGAGCACCUUCGCGAGGUUCUCAAGACCUACGAGCGUGCCUACCGCACCAACUUUGCGCGAGACGCGCUGAAGAAGAGCGAAAACCUUGUGGGCGAACUCUUGGCGCACAUUCUGAACGGCGUCAUCAACAGGCCUGUUCGCGAUGCGCUGCUGCUGAACCACGCACUGACAGCCUCGAAGCGUGACGGCUUGCGCAAAGACCUGCUCAUCUCACGCUUGGUACGUUACCACUGGGACCAUGCGCACAUGGAGGCCAUCAAGCGGGCGUACCGUGAGCGCUACCGCGUUGACCUGCAAGAGGCGGUCCGGGAGGCAACAAGCGGCGAGUGGGGCCAGUUCUGCUACGAGCUGUGCAUCUAUCGCAUGCCGAAUGAUGUGAAGAGAGUAGAGAGGGUUCAGGUACGGUGA